UUCACUUUAAAGAAUCGGCUCGUUCGUGAACUUCCCAUCACUAGUGCGCACCAGCAGCAGGCGCGCGCUCUGGACGUGAACAGCGGAAGUCAGUCAGUGAGUUAGCACGCGACGGAAAACUUGUUGAACUCUUCGGACUCUAACUCAGUGUUCAGGUCGGUGUACGUGCAGAUCCAAACAUGUCGUCCGGCGCUCUGUUCCCGAGCUUGGUGAGCGGCUCCAGGGGAAGCUCCAGCAAAUACCUGGUGGAGUUUCGUGCCGGUAAAAUGACCCUGAAGGGGAACGUGGUGACCCCGGACAAACGCAAAGGGACGGUGUACAUCCAGCAGUCCGACGACUCCCUGAUCCACUUCUGCUGGAAGGACAGGACGAGCGGGAACGUGGACGAUGAUCUGAUCAUCUUCCCCGACGACUGUGAAUUCAAGAGAGUGAGCCAGUGCACCACGGGACGAGUCUACGUGCUGAAGUUCAAGGCCGGGUCCAAGAGGCUGUUCUUCUGGAUGCAGGAGCCAAAGACCGACAAGGACGAGGAGUACUGCCGGAAGGUGAACGAGUACCUGAACAACCCGCCCAUCCCCGGAGCGCCGGGCAGCGGAGGCGGCAGUGGCCACGAGCUCUCCGCCCUCGGAGGAGAAGGUGGUCUGCAGAACCUGCUGGGAAACAUGAGCCACAACCAGCUGAUGCAGCUGAUCGGACCGACCGGGCUCGGAGGACUCGGAGGUCUGGGAGCUCUAGCAGGACCAGGACUCGCCAACCUGCUGGGCAGCGGAGGACCGGCCACCAGCAGCUCCUCGUCCAGCUCUCGUAGCCAAUCAGCAGCAGCCACUCCGUCAUCAGGCGCAGCCCCCAGGCAGAGCUCCUCUCAGGCUCCCACCACCCCCGUGACUCCUGCUGCCUCAGCCGUCUCCCCCAGCAGCGUUGCUCCCUCCACUCCAGCCUCAGCUCAGACUCCGGUGGUCCCGGCCUCUGUUGGAAGUCCGGCCUCCCACCAGCCGAUCCAGCUCAGCGACCUUCAGAGCAUCCUCGCCACCAUGAACGUCCCAGCUUCUGCUGCUCAGGGAUCAGCUGUGGAUCUAGCCAGUGUUUGCACCCCAGAGAUGAUGGCUCCCAUCCUGACCAACGCCGAGGUCCAGCAGAGGCUCCUCCCCUUCCUGCCGAGCGGGGAGAGUCUACCUCAGAGCGCCGAGGAGAUCCAGAACACGCUCAACUCGCCUCAGUUCCAGCAGGCCAUGAGCAUGUUCAGCAGCGCCUUGGCCUCCGGGCAGCUCGGCCCGCUCCUCAGCCAGUUCGGUCUGCCGGCAGAGGCUGUGGACGCCGCCAACAGAGGAGACGUGGAGGCGUUUGCUCGAGCCAUGCAGGGCAGCAAAGGAGACAAGAAGGAGGACGACGAGGACAUGAGUCUGGACUAGAGCCUCCACUGAUCUUUCUUUUCUUCACCUCCUCUUCUUUCACGUUGUCUUCACCUCCUCUUCUUUCACGUUGUCUUCACCUCUUUAUACCAAAGGCAACUCUCUGCUCAGGUCGGCACAGCUCGUGAACUCUGAGCAGCUUCAGGCUUUUUCUCACUUCCUCUUUAAUAAAAAAUUCAGCAAACAUCAA
Messenger RNA from Larimichthys crocea (large yellow croaker), 1599 nucleotides. RefSeq names its product proteasomal ubiquitin receptor ADRM1-like. The record is from RefSeq and is a predicted model, not a curated record. Bases 180 to 1409 code for a protein of 409 amino acids. Gene Ontology annotation, molecular function: endopeptidase activator activity; proteasome binding. Lineage: Eukaryota; Metazoa; Chordata; Actinopteri; Sciaenidae. Gene Ontology annotation, cellular component: nucleus; cytoplasm; proteasome regulatory particle, lid subcomplex. The transcript is spliced from 10 exons.